AUGGCUGAGGCGGGAAAAGAGCAGGCAGGCCUCACGCUGCCGGGAGGAGGGGCGGCUCAGUGGCCUCUGCAGCGGUAUGGCCGCUUCAUGCCCUCAGGCACCGGAGAGCCGCCCAGGCCUGGUCAGGACGCUGGGGCAGCCUCUUCCCCCACAUGGAAGGUUUUUGACUCCAAUGAAGAAUCUGGGAAUCUUGUUCUCACCAUCGUCAUAUCAGGUCAUUUCUUCAUUUCCCAAGGACAGACGCUGCUGGAAGGGUUUUCACUCAUUGGUAGCAAGAACUGGUUGAAGAUUGUGAGACGCAUGGAUUGUCUGUUGUUUGGAACAACAAUAAAGGACAAGAGCCGCAUGUUCCGGGUGCAGUUUGGUGGAGGGUCCAAGGAGCAGGCGCUGGAACACUGCGGCAGCUGUGUGCAGAAGCUGGCCCAGUAUGUGACCGUCCAGGUGCCUGACGGAGUCAGCCAGGAGCUCGGACUGAGUCCCGGCCCGCUGAGGGCAGGUGAAAGCUGUGCACAGCACGUCCCGCCGCAGCAAGGGCCACCCCAGAACCCGGAGAAGCCGCAGCCGUGUGGACCGGCCAGCACGAGCGCUUCCGGAGGAAGGAGCUCAAUGAGUUCGUUAGCCCAGUCUCUCCUGGUGUCAGAGGCGCGGCCCCCCAUCUGUGAACAACCUGCGUGGGACGCGGAAGAGUUAGGCCCCUUUCUACGCUUGUGCCUCAUGGAUCAGAAUUUCCCCGCAUUUGUGGAAGACGUGGAAAAGGAACUCAAAAAGCUGACAGGGUUGAGAAAUUAA
Ailuropoda melanoleuca (giant panda) is the source of this 789-nucleotide messenger RNA. It is a transcript of the gene REC114, whose product is annotated as REC114 meiotic recombination protein. The transcript is spliced from 6 exons. The coding region runs from base 1 to 789 and encodes 262 amino acids. Lineage: Eukaryota; Metazoa; Chordata; Mammalia; Carnivora; Ursidae. The record is from RefSeq and is a predicted model, not a curated record.